Phlebotomus papatasi is the source of this 1390-nucleotide messenger RNA. RefSeq names its product retinol-binding protein pinta-like. Gene Ontology annotation, cellular component: membrane. The coding region runs from base 408 to 1331 and encodes 307 amino acids. The record is from RefSeq and is a predicted model, not a curated record. NCBI's taxonomy places the organism in Eukaryota, Metazoa, Arthropoda, Insecta, Diptera, Psychodidae. The transcript is spliced from 5 exons. Gene Ontology annotation, molecular function: phosphatidylinositol bisphosphate binding.
UUUGAUAAAAGCAUCUUCAGCAACAAUUAUUUAAAGAAAAGUGUAGUGAAUGACAGAAAUCCUUAAAUUUCCUAGGAAAACAAUAUCCUAAUUCAUAUCUAAAUCCACUUUGUAAUCACUAAACCUUAGUGAGAUAAUUAUAUGGUGAUUUGUUUUUGGAUUUUUCUCUGUGUUUGUGGCUGAAAGUGGACAAAUUGAUAAGCAGGUGUGAAGAUUUGUUAUCAGUGUUAGAGUGUUUGUCGGAUUUCUCAACUCAGUCAGUUGUGAUUUUAACAUCGAAUAGUUAACAGUUAAUUUGUGUUUAUCCAGGUAACUUUUAUAGUGGAUUUAUAGUGACGAUAGCACGUGUUUAAUUUCAGAUUAAGUCACUGAUAGAGACGCCUCAAGUAAUUAGUGGGACCCGGAACAUGGCACAAGUGCGUCCACUUUCGAGUGAAUUGAGUCUUCAGGCUCAGGAUGAAUUGGGCGAAAUUUCAGGGAAGAUUGAGAGUGAUCUUCAGGCCCUCAAAGAUUGGAUUGGGAAACAGUCGCACCUGACGGCCAGAACAGAUGAUCAGUUCUUAAUCGCCUUCCUGAGAGGAUGCAAGUACAGCCUUGAGAGAGCCAAGGAAAAGAUCGACAUGUACUAUACCAUCCGAACGGCUAUCCCAGAAUUCUUUGUCGAUCGUGACCCUCAGAAUAAGAAACUUCUAGAAGUUCUACGUUUGGGUCUUUCGCUACCCCUACCCAUUCCUGUCCCAGAAAAUGGAUCAAGGAUUCUGCUAGUGAAACAGGGUGCUUACGAUCCUUCCAAAAUCUCUGUGGUGGACGUCCUGAAAGUCAGCUACAUGAUCACCGAUGUGAUGAUAUGGGAUGAUGAUAACUGUGCUGUGGCAGGUCAGACAAUUCUUGUAGAUCUACAAGGACUAUCCUUUGGGCAUCUGACGCAGGUUACACCGACUCUCUUGAAAAAAAUGACAUCGAGCAUCCAAGAGGCAUAUCCGAUUCGUCAAAAAGGCAUGCAUUUUAUCAAUCCAAUGCCAGGAUUUGAGUCUCUCUUCAAGAUCUUCCAUGGCUUCUUGAGUGAGAAAAUCAAGAAGCGCACCUUUGUCCAUGGCUCCCUCGAGGAUCUCCACAAGCAUAUCCCCAAAGCUCUGUUACCAACAGAAUAUGGAGGAGAUGCUGGUCCUGUUCAACAGAUUAUUGAUGACUGGACGGAUAAGCUCCUGGAACGCAGAGACUGGUUCCUAGAAGAUGAUAAGUUCAAGAGUGACGAGAGAAAACGAGUGGGAAAAGCGAAAAACGCUGAUAUUCUUAUGCAGGGCUCUUUUAGGACACUCGAAUUUGACUAACUGAGUUUCCAAGAACCGCUCUUCAACCGGCGAGCCAUCAAUAAAGCUUUUUGUGUGCA